Saprolegnia parasitica CBS 223.65 is the source of this 747-nucleotide messenger RNA. RefSeq lists its product as hypothetical. Bases 19 to 747 code for a protein of 242 amino acids. The record is from RefSeq and is a predicted model, not a curated record. Gene Ontology annotation, molecular function: protein binding. Lineage: Eukaryota; Oomycota; Saprolegniomycetes; Saprolegniales; Saprolegniaceae. The transcript is spliced from 3 exons.
CGACGAAACGUCAAAUCCAUGGCGUCGGCCGAGUGGAUCAUCGUCGUCAAUGACGACGGCAAGGCAUCGUACGUCCACGCAACGACGGGCGAGGUGUCGUGGGAGGCGCCGGCAGAUGCGAGCGAGUGGGAAGAAAUCGUCGACGUCUACGGCUCGGGCCACACGUACUAUGUCAAUAAGCGCACCAACGAGAGCCGGUGGGAGCUCCCGACCGAGCCCGAGUGGGUUCCGAUUCGUCCGGCGACGGCCGACAACGACGAGGCGGCGUACGUCAAUCAGUACACGCUCGCCCUCUCGACGUCGCACCCGCAGUCAGCGCUGGACCCGCAAGUACAUGCAGUGUUGACGCCCGACGUGGUUGCGGCGCUCGCACUGCCGCCGGACCAAGAUGCAAAGCUCCAAGCACUACUCAAUCGCCCCAAGAGCAUCUACAAGAUCGGACCACCCCCCGCGAGCAUGCUGCACAUAAUGAGCGCGUCCUUCUUCGCGAGUCUCGACUCGGACAUGGCGACAUUGCCAAAGAGUCGGGGGCUCGCGAACACCGGGUCCUUCAACUUUGAAGCGAUUGAUGCGACGUCGAGCGACGACGAGAUGCAGCAGAACGACGACAUUCUCGAGCAGAGUCGGCUCUUGCAUGCUGCGCGGGAAGCGGGCGAGACCAAACCACUCUCUGCACGGAGCAGCACAAGCGCCCGCUCGGUGCGCAAGGAGCUCUCGAUGACCGAAAGCGCGCAACAGCGUUGCUAA